AUGGGUUCCGCGGCCGCACCAGCAGCUCAGUCGCUAGCGGGAAAAGUGGCGAUCGUGAGCGGUUCAUCCUCUGGCAUUGGAGCCGCUACCGCAAGAGAGCUAUCAAAGCGAGGAGCGAGUGUUGUCAUCAACUACCCUUUUCCGUCAGAGAGGCCAAGAGCAGAAAAGGUAUUGCACGGUCUUCCGGGACAGUCAAAGUCCAUUCUUGUCGAGGCAGAUCUGUCGACUCUGACCGGUCCUCAAGUACUUGCCUCAGCAGCUGCCGCCGAGUUCGGCAGGAUUGAUAUAUUGGUCAACAACGCUGGUAUCAGUGCUCACUCCAUCAUAGACGGGCCAGAUGAUGGCGAGAUCGCGAAGAUCUGGGAUACGGUAGUUAACGUCAAUGGUCGAGGCACAAUGCUCUUGACCAGGGCGACAUUGAAGCACUUGAGCCGCAGACACUCUCGCAUUAUCAACAUUUGCAGCACAACAUCUCGCAAUCCAGAUCCUGAUAUGACUAUAUACGCCGGGUCCAAGGGGAUGAUUGAAAGCUUCACGCGCUGCUGGGCGCGAGACCUUCCGCGCAAGUACGGCUGCACAGUGAAUGCUGUCGCUCCUGGACCUGUCGCCACGGAAGCAAUGCUAGCAGCACCUGCAGACUUUCUACAAAUGGUUGCCAAAAAUAACGAAUCUGUUCCGGUUGCAUCGAGAAUGGCCAAGCCAGAAGAGAUCGCCUGGGCGGUGGCCACGUUAUGUGAGGAGGGUGCAGGCUGGCUGAAUGGGCUUUAUGUGCCCGUGGCGGGCGGUGGAACACUAUCUUGA
This is a messenger RNA of Rhinocladiella mackenziei CBS 650.93, 801 nucleotides long. RefSeq lists its product as uncharacterized. The transcript has a single exon. Bases 1 to 801 code for a protein of 266 amino acids. The record is from RefSeq and is a predicted model, not a curated record. Lineage: Eukaryota; Fungi; Ascomycota; Eurotiomycetes; Chaetothyriales; Herpotrichiellaceae.